CUGUAAAUUUCACAGGGAAGUCAGGACGACUUCAGACAGCCUAACGUCCGAAAAAGCUAAACAUAUAAAGCACGAAACAGAUAUCGACUAACAGGUUGAACUCAAAAGGUUUUUGGCCGUAUAUUACUUUCUUGAAAUCGACAACAGCGCCAUGGCGUCUUUAAAUGCUGUGAUGGAUUCAGUGAAGACGAUGAUAACCCCAGAGGUUUCUGUGAUGGAUACAGUGAAGGCGAUGAUACCCCCAGAGGUUACGAACGACGGGAAGACUGAGCCAAAAAUGGAGUUGAUUUCAGUACAGAUUGAGCAGGAGGACCAGGCCAAGCGAAAACAGACGUUCAUGGAUGAUAACUGUUGGUGUAACAACAUAGUGCUCCACCCCUUUAUUGCCAUUGAUGAAAAGUUCACACGCAAGGCUCAUCUAAUCUCCGGGUAUGGUAUUCUUCUGACAGUCGGCCGCUGGAUAUUUGGCAUGUGGGCGGUUGUUACCCUCCCAGCUAUAUGCUGCUUCAGCGGGAUCUACUGCCUCAUGAAGGCGGCGAAGGAGACUUCAUUCUGGAGCGUGGUCAUCUAUAUCCACAACAAACCCGUGGUACUAUCUGACAAGGGCUUCCACAGAUACCAUAUGUACCUGCUGAUAGACUUCCUCGUUACUGUUGUCCUUCUUGGUACCGUGAUUGGUCUAGAGGCGGGGAUCGGAUUCAAUUCGCCGGACAAGUGCAGGUCGAGUGCUUGGUUUUUUGCUCUGUUCAUGAUGUCACUGGACACCUUCAUACCACAACUGUGUGCUUGGGUCUAUUUUGAACUACGAGAUAAGUGUGGAUGGCUGUCAUGUUUGAUGGGUGGAUAGCAUUGUUUGAAUUGCUCGAGCCAACGGAGUUCGACUGUAUAAACGUUUAUGCGUUUAACUUAAACUUGUAUAUGUAAAAAUACGUUUACCUAACAGUUUAUGCACCAUUAUGUUGAUAGUGAACUGAGACAACUUUGAAUGAGACGAUUAUAUUUCAUCAGUCUUAUUUAUCAGUUUUAAGCAUUCAAACCAUAUAACCUCUCAAACCCAACUAUUAUAAACCCUAUUUUUGUGUAUUUUUUCUUGUCUUUAUUUUCUACGAAUGUGUAGUUAACGGAAUCUGAGCACCCUUCUCUCGCUAAAGAAGAUAUACCAAGCCUGAAAUACUUGUUUAAAUGUGCAUUAGAAUUUAUGCGAUAAAAACUGCAUUUAUGCAUAAAAUAUGCACACUGGUCAAAUGACUCAAAUUCAAGCUACUACCGAACGUGUUGAACAAAAGGGUUUGUUUUGGAGUAUUUGACCACACGGCCACGGAGUCUCUUCAGACAGUAAUGCUAUUUAACAAUAUUUGAGUGUAAUAUGCGAACUCCUGCCUCAUACACAUUCAUUAAAACAAGAUUUUGUCAGUCAAUAUUGUCCCAUGUAUUAAGUGUAACGGAAAAAGUACCGUGGGUGCCGACGAUCGUACGUAUGUAUAUAAACAAUACGAUUGGUCAAUGAUUAACGGUCAUGUUUAACCGUUUUUUAUUCAACAUUAUUUCUGUUGUUUAUUAUUUCGUCUAUUUUUUCUGAUAAAUAUUCAAUCAGUAAGUGCAAUGCAAUACAAUUUAUCAAUGAUAAAGGGUUAUGUUUAGGGAGUUUCGACUGUAUUUAGUUUUAAAUCUUGUAUGAGUUGAUUAUCAAUUAUUUUUGUUUGAU
Messenger RNA from Mya arenaria, 1705 nucleotides. RefSeq lists its product as uncharacterized. The transcript has 8 exons. NCBI's taxonomy places the organism in Eukaryota, Metazoa, Mollusca, Bivalvia, Myida, Myidae. The coding region runs from base 152 to 847 and encodes 231 amino acids. The record is from RefSeq and is a predicted model, not a curated record.